GUCUCCCGAGUAAACUUUCACAACAACAACAACAAAAGCUAUCCCUUGAACAACAGUGAUCUGCACCAGUUCAACAUUGAGGAGAAUGGCGGAGCACCAUAUGCUGCAAAAAUGCCUGCGAGGCACCACCACCACCACCGCCAUCACCACCACCACGCCAACUACGGCGCCCUUGCUCCCGACAGCAAAGACAUUGUUUCUGGAGUUCCAAACCCAAAUAGUUGAAGAGAAAAAGGUACCUGAAAAGACUCUUCAUCCCCCUGUGUCGCCUUCCUCUGUCCCUGAUCAUAUGAAGUGCAACAUUCUUAAAGCUCAAGUAGAAGCUGCUUUCAGAGUAGGCACUCAGGCUGUGAAAGAAGAGACCUCUUUUGUAAAUCCCAGUAAGACCUCCAGCCUGCAGGACCCUAAUGUAAGAAGUCCAGCUCCAGUGCGACCUGAAAAUACGCCAUCAUCUGGCCCUCCAGAAAAGCAGGAAAUUAAAGUUUCUCGUGUGAGGAAGUUAACAAGACAGUACAGCUUUGAUGAAGAUGACCUUCCUCCAGCACUGGCAGCAGCAGCAGCAGCAUCAACAUCUGUAUCUUCAGCAUCUCCUGGGUCACAGAAAAUGUGCACACCACAGACAUCAGAAGGACAAACACAGCUUUCACCUGGUGGCAAGAGUUCCACAGAUGCUGGAAGUACUUUUGCUCUGGAGCCAGGUGACCUUCUGAUGGAUUUCACAGAGGCCACACCUAUGAUAAAGACAUUCCCUGCUGAUACAUCUAAUCCUUUUUUCGAUCCUUUUACAACAGUACCACAGUUUUCUGCAGAGUUCACAGACAGCAAAUUGCAGUGCUGUGCGGUGCAGUCAUCUCCCAAGCUUUCGCCGGUACCGAAAUCUCCUGUUCUGAGAUCCCUGGCAGAGCCUGUGCCGACUCCAACAGUGCAGACAAUAUACACGUCACAUAAACCGAUAUCGCUGGCCGACAGCGCUGAGACUCUGAGGCGUGAACUUGAGAGAGAGAAAAUGAUGAAAAGACUCUUGAUGACAGAAUUAUGAAAUUCUCGCUUCCGUCUGAUGGAGAAUGGAUUGGGGCCUUUCAUGUGCCUUCUGUCUGUUUACAUUCCUCUGCUUCUGUGUACUCAACAUAAUGCAUCGGGAAAACGUGUGAUAUUCCUGACUCGCCUGGAUUCACUACGGUUGGUUAAAAUUCAGUCUUGGCUAGACUUUAACUUGAAGGAGUUCCUUUAUUCGUUUGCUGCUGGGAAAUAAACCUUCAAUCCUUUCUCUCUCCUGAGAUUUUAUACUAUUAACACAGUUAAUUUCAGGUUUGGUUUUGGUAAAUCUAGGGUAAAAAGGAUCAGCAAGGAGCAAACUGAUCUCUAUUGGGAAACACUGUUCUGUACAUAUGUUAAUAAGUGCACAGAAAUUAAUGUUAUGCAGAAUAUUUUGAUAGUAACAUAGAAAAUAUGUCAUUUUGUACAACUGAAAAUUGCAAUGAGCUACUGCUAUUUGUUAAAGAACCGUUUUUAAAGCAGAAGAAUGAUUAUUACUUCCUAACCCCAGGACUGUUAGUCUCCACAGAAAAACGAGUGGCUGUCUUACUAAAUUCCUAACCUUAACCUUUACUCAGAGAUACAAAUAGCUGCAGGGGGAGGACACCUCUCCACACAGGUGUACGUACCCGACACUCCCCAUAGUCUGCCUUCUCAACCUCAACCUGAAACUAAAUCUUACUUUAUUUCCAUUAAUGAUUAAAAAAAAAAACCCAGUUGUUUAAAGCAAUUUGAUACUGACUCUCUAGCUUGAUACUGACUUUUUGUAACUUGGUGGGAAGUUCUAGCUUCCCCAUGUUGCUGGGCACUCAGGCUUGCCCACACAUAGAUGGCUCCAGCUACAAAGCUUGGGCAGCACGAGUACAGCUAGCACAGCCAGGGUGCUUCCCCUCUCUGAUUCACCUUCCUGCUGCAUUGAUUUAUCGAUCACAUUAAAAAUAAUACAAAUAGUUUGUGGAACAGGGUUGGGUGGGUGUUCUCAUUAGCAGGACCGCAGCUUCAAGGAGUGUGUUGUGGUAUACACGUAAUAUGAUCAACAGUUUCCUAAAUUUUAAAGAGCAGUUCUCCAUUUCCCCCUGUCCAGCAGUGCAGGGUUGCCUACAAAGCUACUAACAACUGACUGUCAGCUACGAGAUACUAUUCCAACAGGAAAGCUUUUGUGUGUUUUGUAUGGCUGAAGAUGUAUAUUUUUCUGUUACUCUGUACUCUGUGUUCUCUGGUUUGUACUAAGAUAAAAGAUUGUCCUUAAUUUGAUACUGAUUACAAUGGCUUUAUCUCAGCUUAACCCGUUUGUUUGUGAGGAGGCUGGGAAGUGAUUGCUGUGAGACUGAGUUUCCUUCAGUUAGCUUGUGCUCUUCUGCCUUCUCUUCGAGAGGAGAAAUCUUGAGAGCAUCACAUGACUGUGGAUUGCAAUGUUAGAGGUAUAAAAUGACUUGUCUAUCUUAGAUUUACUGGGACACGAAACUAGCAUGAGGCUUCCCAGUUAAAAUCCAGCACCCCAAACCUUUCUGGUUACCGUGAAAUGGAGACAAAUAAACAGUACAACUGUGAGGUAGAAAUCCGCAAUGCAAAAUGCAAUGAUAUAGCUCAACAUCAGGAAUGGGCACAAGGAGUCAUAGAAACACACCUGGACUGCAGAUUUCAGAGCACUCCGAUGACAUUGCUGGGUAAUCAGACACAACCUGUAUGCUGUCCGUCUUCUGGUUAUGGUGCCAAGGCGAAUGUUUUCAUGUACCUCUCCAUCAGUCUGAGGUUAUUAAAAAUGAAUUAGGAACAUUAAAUUGCUGUGAAGAGAUCAGAAAGGAAGGGAACAUGGAACACAUAUCAAAGUCUGCAUCUUCGGUCUCCCAUUUCUCCUUGUUCACCACUUCUCUAAAGGUCCCGAUGGAGGGAGGAGCAGCAGCACCUUUGUCCACAUCCAAACAGAACUGAGCAGUGGAAAGAACAAAUAAACAAAAACUCUAAUUAGAGAUCCUGUUUCAGGAAAGUAAAGUAGGUUUGCAAAUGGCACAGCACUGGCCCUAUCUGGACCUGGUCUGCUACCUGCAGUUAGGCGGUGUCCACUUCCAUGUGAUCCGGUGGCUGUUUCACAAAGUCAUCACUGAGAGAAAAACAAAGGAAAUCAAAUUUGAGUGCACGCUUUGGUUGUACUGAUUGCCUUGGAAUGGACAUUGAGAACCCUGCAAUGUGCCUUCAGGUCUGGGGGUAAACAUCCAGUUCCUUGCAUUAGGGCAGUCUGGUCACAUACGCAAAAGCCUUUAGUAAAAUGGAAUGCCUGACUCAGACCAGCCCUUCUGAUUUUCUUGCUCAUCAACAAGCUAUUAGUUUAUUUUUUUAAGUGCAGCCUUUUACUUCUGUUGUCUAAAAAUUCUUACGCUAAAUUAUUCAGAACCGGAAAGCAAAAAAUGUGAACCAAGGUGACUUUGCAGUGGCCCAUGUCCCCACAGCUGGGGCUGCUCUGGCCUAGCUGAUCUCCUCUGUCCCCCCAAAUGGAGAGGGAAAGGCUCGUGUGGUCACUCAGUUCCAGUGGGGCAUUUCCCAAAAACCCCCACAUACGUUGCCUUGUCUUGUUUUAGUGUCUUAUCUACUGGCUGCCACUGUUUCCUGUUCUGCAGUCUAAUGGAGCUUUAUUUAACGCAUUAGACUGAUACUGAACUAAACUUUUAGCUGCAUAAUGACAUCAUGUUGUUCUUUCUUAUUAUGUAUUUUCUUCAGCCAUACCUAAGCAUUUCAGUUUCUACAUCCUUUGAAUAUCAAACACUCCUGCCUCGCCUCCAGUUGGAAAUCAUAACUUUAGGACACCUGCGAUCCAAACUACAGCAAACAAGACAACGUCAACAUGAACAUAUGCUGGGGGCAUAUAGUCUAGGUUUGCCCCUAGGCUUAAAUUUACAGGUGUGAAAGGAUACUCUGCCCAAAGGAAUGUCUAUAAAAUAGCGCAGAAGUAUCUGAGCUAGCUUUAAUGAGCUUGCAUAUGUAGUUGUGGCAGCAUGAAGCCCAGCACAGGCUAUCAUCAUCAUGUACAUCGACACAUGUAAAGAUAACACAUUUAAACAGCAGCCUUCUGAAGCAUGGUCUCCAGAGCUAUUGACAGAACGGGGUGGCUGGAAGGAAACCUGCCCUCCAGCCUUCCAGGGACAGGGUUCAUCUCACCUAAUGCUAUAUGUCCAGCUCUCACCUGCAGAGAGAUCCAAGGGACUGCCUUCCAGAGGUGCCUCUGACUUCAGUGUCUACUUUAAAUUGCUUAUAGUUAAGUGAGAUGAAUCCUGCCCUCUGUCCCUCUGGUUAGGCCUACAUUGCAAGCCCUUGCCAACAAGGCUACACCAUCCAGGGGUCCUUUGAGAUUCGAUUUGUGACCAGCAUAGCUCUGUAAGCAAGAACUAGCUCAUUAGAUGUAAAUAUGCCACCGAACGCCCUGUUGUCAGAACAGCUUUCUUCCCUCACGGGGGGGGGGAGCAAAGAGCUGGGACAGCCGCCACUGGCUGGAGCUGAGAGGCAUCAGCUGGUGUUAUGAGACCAGGACAGCUGGGGAUGCUUCCUGUAUGGCCACACUGGCAAAGCCUCUGGGGCUCCCGGCUUUCAGCAGAGCCCAACAGGGCGUCCUGACCUGGCAGGCAGAGCUCUGCUUUCAAGUGUGAAGUUGCCAAUUGGCAGAAUGCAAGGUUGUCAUGCUUCAGUGAUUCAAGCAAAAUUUAGCGGCCAAUUCAGCAGCUAUGCAAGGAGUUAAAUAUUUUCUCAUAUUGCAAUCUCUUAUGGAAGCCAACAAGCCAACCAAUUGUGGCUCAUUUUUGUGUGGUUCAGGUGUUUUCACUAUUUUGUUUAAAAGGGGAUAAUGGGGUUUUCGAGAUCCCCGGUCUCAAUCGGAUCCCACACUGUGUGCAGAUCUCUUACGUUCAAAUGUACUCAGCUCUCCUGGAAAUGCAGUGUUUGAAAAUUAACUCCUGGGAAGCUUUAGCUCGUGGCUUCACAUCUCUCUUGAUACAGGACCCUAUGUGCUCAUGAAACAGAGCUGGCAAUGCAGGGAAAUGUUUCAUUGGAGGCAGCACCAUGUUUUGUUUGAACUGUUUAUGAAUAUCAUUUGUUUUUCUUUUCUUUUUUCUGUUUAUUCUUCUGAAUACAUUUUGGUUCAUUGGCUACAAAAACCUACUCGUAAUUAUGCAACGGAAUAUUGUUUCCUUCUUUUCUUCUACUUUCUUUUCUUUAUUUCUAUUUUUUUUAAUUUUGAUGUCCUGAUGUUUAAGGAGUUUGCAAUAAAUAUACUGGUGCUGAUCUGUAAUUGCAUGUAAGAUCAGCCUCACAACUGUGUUUUGUAAAGUUAAGUGCCGUAAAAGAACCCAUGGGAAGGAGAAGGAAGAGAGGGAGUGAGGGGAGGAGAAGGCUUCUCUGGCAGCUGCAGCCUAGGCUGGUGGGCAGCAGCUUUAAGGAAAGAUUGCUCACCCCGUUUUGUUCCAUCUGGGUAGCAGCAUGUAUCACCAGACAGUGUGUGAUGGCAUUUUGUUGAAAACAUGCCUGGAGAGAAACUUUUACGGCUCAGCUGUUUACCUGUUCCUGUAUUCAUGCCUGCAAUAAAUGAGAUGAAAAAUAAA
Messenger RNA from Centrocercus urophasianus (Greater sage-grouse), 5621 nucleotides. Its product is annotated as band 4.1-like protein 4B. The transcript has 10 exons. NCBI's taxonomy places the organism in Eukaryota, Metazoa, Chordata, Aves, Galliformes, Phasianidae. The coding region runs from base 86 to 1039 and encodes 317 amino acids. The record is from RefSeq and is a predicted model, not a curated record.